AUGUCAACCAGACACGAAAGUGUGAGAGCUACGCCGAUCGAUACGGCAUUAGACCCGAAGCCCUCGGCUAUUCCGCACAACUGCCGACGCAACAAACGUGUAAACUAUGAAAACUUUGGGGCAUGGUUUAUUGGUCUUAAACUAGAGCUCGAACUCUUCGGCGUCAUCCAUCACCUCCACUCUAAGUGCUCCGAUUCUACAGUUGGUGGUUGCAGCGAAAUUGUUGCCGAUUCAAAGUGCCGACGUAUCAUGAUCGACUCCAUUGACGACAAGCUCGUCACCACCGUAUACAAGAACCACCUGUCUGAAGCACCCUGGGAAUUCUUUGAGUAUAUCUGCAUCACGAAUAAUACCGGCAGCCAAGGACGUUUCUGGAACGGUAUAAAGAAACGUACUAAUUUCACUGCCACUGGUAUUACUGAGUCCAGUAUGCAAGCCCUAUAG
Messenger RNA from Sphaeroforma arctica JP610, 444 nucleotides. RefSeq lists its product as hypothetical. The transcript has a single exon. Lineage: Eukaryota; Ichthyosporea; Ichthyophonida. Bases 1 to 444 code for a protein of 147 amino acids. The record is from RefSeq and is a predicted model, not a curated record.